UUUUUUUUCUUUUUUUUUUUGUUUACAGUAACUGUGAUAGAAGUUAUUUGACAUAGUUAAUUCCUCUGACUAAGUAGAUUUUUCAAAUACCUUUUGGAACAAAACUGUCAGCUGAAUUUACUGUAACCAAAAUGUAUAUAUGUAUGCUAUGAAAUGUCAUAUUUUUGUAUACGGUGGUUCUUAGAUUAUGACAUUUCAAUUUAAAUGUAGGCAUAUUUAUUGAAAAGGUACAUUUUUAGUUCUGAUAUUUCAGCUAGAAGCUUUAAUUUGUUGGGAGCUUGUUAAUUUUGAGAUUGCUAUUGCCACUGCUGCUUUAUUAAUAGUAUGGUUGCUCAUACUUCUCAGGCAUUUCAUUGUCGUAGGGGGAAAGCAUACUUGUUUAGUAAUGCAUAUAACAUCACAAUGGGACCAAACGAGGAGAGGAUGAUGUCAUCCGGAAUGCACACUGUGGCGGAUAUAUUUUGCUGCUGUUGCGGGCAAAUCGUUGGCUGGAAAUACGAGGCUGCUCAUGAAAUGAGCCAGAAAUACAAAGAAGGGAAAUUUGUUCUCGAACGGGGGAGGAUAUUGGAUGGAGUCGACUCGGACUUUUAUAUCGAUACUCGUGCGAGCAGCAGUGAUGCUGAAGAUGCAUAGAUGUUUGAUGAUUUUCGUGUACUUUUUACAAUUUGCUGUAAAUAUGAAAUGUAAGAAGCUCUGUAUUUGUGCUUGGAUGUUAAGGAUAGUAUAUGUUAGUUUGAGACUUUAGAUAUCAUGUGCUUUAGAUAUCAUGCUCGGUAUUUGCUCUAAAUUAUGGAUCUUCUAAACUUUGAGAGAGAUGCACUUUUACUUUGUUUCAAAUAUUAGGCAGUAGUCUAAAAUGCUGUAAUAGUUAGCAGCAGAUUGAGGUAGAUCCUAGUGUUGUAAUCCAACGAACCGAGCUUGGGUAUUUUGAGCUCGUUUUCGAUUAUUGUUCAUGUUUGUUCGUUUAUUUUUCGAGC
This is a messenger RNA of Striga asiatica, 977 nucleotides long. NCBI's taxonomy places the organism in Eukaryota, Viridiplantae, Streptophyta, Magnoliopsida, Lamiales, Orobanchaceae. The record is from the annotation of a GenBank genome assembly.